GAAUCCUCUUACGCAUCAAAACACUAGAAUGUUGUAUUUGGUUUUGUAAUUUUUGGCUUUUGACCCAUUAUCCUAGAAGGCUAAAACCCUGAAUCCCUCUCAUAUGAACCCUAAAACCUAAAUUUUGAACAUUUUCUUUCAUCGAUUCGAAUAAUUUUGCUUUUUAUUUAAGAAAGAGAAAGAGAGAGUAGAGAUGGUGUUUGGGCAGGUGGUGAUUGGUCCACCAGGAUCAGGGAAAACCACUUACUGCAACGGCAUGUCUCAGUUUCUCAAACUUAUCGGAAGGAAGGUUGCUAUUAUCAAUUUGGAUCCUGCUAAUGACUCUUUGCCGUACGAAUGCGCUGUGAACAUUGAGGAUCUUAUAAAACUAAGUGAUGUAAUGACAGAGCAUUCUCUUGGUCCGAAUGGAGGCCUUGUGUACUGUAUGGAUUAUCUGGAGAAAAAUAUUGAUUGGCUGCAAUCAAAAUUGGAACCCCUCCUCAAAGAUCACUAUCUUCUCUUUGAUUUUCCCGGCCAGGUUGAACUAUUUUUUCUUCACUCCAAUGCCAAGACAGUCAUCAUGAAACUCAUAAAGAAAUUGAAUCUUAGGCUGACUGCAGUUCAUUUAGUUGAUGCCCAUCUUUGCAGUGACCCUGGGAAGUAUGUUAGCGCAUUGCUUCUCACUUUGUCAACCAUGCUACAUCUAGAACUCCCACACAUUAAUGUCUUAUCCAAGAUUGAUUUAAUUGAGAACUAUGGAAAGCUAGCUUUCAAUCUUGAUUUUUAUACCGAUGUGGAAGAUUUAUCUUAUUUACAACACCAUCUUGAUCAGGAUCCUCGCUCUGCCAAAUACAGGAAACUCACUAAGGAGCUAUGUGAUGUGAUAGAAGACUUCAGUCUUGUCAAUUUUUCGACCUUAGAUAUUCAGGAUAAAGAGAGUGUAGGGAAUCUUGUGAAGCUGAUAGACAAGACCAAUGGAUACAUUUUUUCUGGCAUAGAAGCAAGUGCUGUUGAAUUUAGCAAGAUUGCAGUGGGUCCUCUUGAUUGGGAUUACUACAGAGUUGCUGCUGUGCAAGAAAAGUACAUUAAAGACGAUGAAAAUUUUGACUAGAACAAUUUCUGGAAGAGCUCUGUUUCUGGUGUUGCAAAGGUUCUUAGCAACUGAUAUUUCAAUGUUGGAUAAGUGGAAGAUCCAGAGAACACAAGUCAAAGUAGCAAAAGCCAGCUGCAUCUUCCUCCCUCAUCAUGAUCUUUCUUAAAAGGUAGCGAAAGUAGGGAUCUGACCAACUCUCCUGUGGCUGUUUUUGUGUAAUAUAAUUUAAAUUAAAGUCAUACGCUCAGUUUGAUGUGUGCAGAGUUUGCAGAUGUAUGCAUUUGGAGAUGUUGAAGGAGAUUGAAUAGUGUUUGAUAUGGCUAUAAAAUCACUUUCUUCUUC
Quercus robur (English oak) is the source of this 1414-nucleotide messenger RNA. RefSeq names its product GPN-loop GTPase QQT1. Gene Ontology annotation, cellular component: cytoplasm. The record is from RefSeq and is a predicted model, not a curated record. Bases 194 to 1090 code for a protein of 298 amino acids. NCBI's taxonomy places the organism in Eukaryota, Viridiplantae, Streptophyta, Magnoliopsida, Fagales, Fagaceae. Gene Ontology annotation, molecular function: GTPase activity. The transcript is spliced from 11 exons.